Molecule: messenger RNA, 1958 nt
Organism: Theobroma umbraticum
Lineage: Eukaryota; Viridiplantae; Streptophyta; Magnoliopsida; Malvales; Malvaceae
Cellular component (GO): SAGA complex
Source: RefSeq, a predicted model, not a curated record
AUCCCAAAACAAACCGUCUGUCCAUUAAUUUUUUUCUCCUUUCCCAAUUUUGCUCUGCCAAAUUGCCACCUCUUCUCUUCUCUCCCCUCAGAGGAGAGAGAAGAAGAAGAAGAAGAAGAAAAAAAAAAAAAAGCACCAAAAAAUGGAAAGAAGCAUAUUUAUUUAUUUUCUUUCUUUUUUUCCCCUCUCUUGUAGAUAAAAAGAAAAAUUUAAAAAAACCCAAAUAAUCGAACUAUCUGUCACUCUCUCUCCUCUUAGGGUUUCCAUUUCCACCAUUGCAGCUCUUUCUUCACCUUUACUGACCUUUAGUUUCACUCACAUUGCAUCGGGAUCGGCGCAUUGUUUCGAGAACUGAUUCGAGUUCUUAAAUUUCUCCGAAUUUUUUUAGGGUUUUUGCGGGAUUCUUUUUUGUAUAGAUCGAGUGUAUAGAUUCGGAGCUGACCUUUUCUCUCGAUGGUAUGCUCACUUGGAAGUGGUAGAAUGGCCGUUAUGGCUAGACUUCUUGAAGCAGGAAGCAUCUCGCCGGCAGAGGAAGUUGGCAAUCAAAAAUUAGCUGCUCAAUACAUUUACAGAGAAUUACAUGGAGCAGAUGAGGCCAAUUUAAUUGAUGAAGAAGAUAUGCAUGUCUUUGGUUUGAAGCCUAUGGCUGAUCCUUUGCAUUUGGUAUGUUGUAAUGCUUGUAAGAAGCCGAUCAAGGCAAGUCAAUAUGCUGCUCAUGAAGAACUCUGUAGGUCAUUAAAAACCACCGAAGAAACUAUUUUGGAGCUUGAUGGUAGUACCGGGCAUAGGAAACCUCCAAGGAAGGAAAGGAAGAAGUCACUAGCUGCAUAUGCUAACCAACCUACACCAGUUGGGGAGCAGGAAAGAUCUGAAAUUAUUGAUGCUGAUGAUACUACAGCAUCAGAAUCCCACAUAAAUGGACAAAUUGGGAUGCCUUCUUCCUUAACCAUGGAUGCAAAAAGAAGUUCUGCUUGUGUAGAUACAGCAUAUGUGAUGGAUGGCUCAGGAGUUAGUUCUGAUAAUACAGACCACUCGACCUCUGUAGUGCCACCCUCAACAAAACGUUUUAAACUGGUAGCUGGUGACCGCCUUCUCCUGCCAGAUGGUCCAAAAACAGCUUCUGGUGUGGCAAAAAUUCAAAAUACACAUGACUUACAUGCCUCUAGAGAUUCUGAAAGAGGAAGAGUUUCAGGAUGUGAAACACCUAAUGAGAGGCAAGCCCAUAAAAACUGUUUGCUGACUAAAGAUAUUCCAGUUCCUCUUAGUACCAAAAUCUAUUACUCUCAAAGAAACAGUCGUCUUCGCUUAGCGCUUAGUCAUCAGUACUUUGUCACAUCAACCAAAGAACUUUUCAGUGACAUAGUUAGUCCACAAGCAUCACAGCAAAGCAUGAUGCUGUUGCAGGCUUCAUCUCAGGGCGUCUGUCCUCUUGAUCAGGUGGAUAAUCUGCUUAUUAUGAAGCAAGAGGCUUCUCUGCAAAAACCUGAUCAAAUUCUUGCUCAAAGUUCAGAAGUAUGCUUGACUAAAUCAGUAGGGUGCCUGCCAUCCAAUGACUUUUCAAAUCAGCAUCCAAUUGAUAAUAUUCCAAGGCCUCAGGCGGCAGCUGUUGGAUUGGCACGAAGCAAAUAUAUUUCGAAGCCUUAUUCUUUUGCAGGCAACUCAGGCAAACUGCUGGGGCCCAUGCAGCCUCCAAAUGGGAGUGUUCCUGUUGUAUAGGAAGUCCUGGUUGGAAUUUUGCUAGGCAAAGGUGUAUUUAGCGAUACAUGAGGAUGAGAGUUAGGAUCCAUUUUUGAAAUCCUAGAAAGCAUAUAUCACUUCAAUUUGUUCAUUCUAGCCUUCUGAAUUACACUCUUGACAGCCGGCCAGCUAGCCCUCUGUUUAUAGUUUUGAAGGAAAUAAAAUAAAUAGUAAAUUAUCUGUAUUGUAUAGCUAAUGAAAGGUUGGUAGGAUUGUGACAA